AUGGAAAGCAACAAUUAUAAGUCUUUAUUAGGAAAACUUGUAAAAACUGAUUAUACAUUUUUAAGUUUAUUAGAUCAAAUAUAUUCAAACCCAGCAGAAAUACUAAAUCUAUUAAGUUCAAAAGAUGUAUCAGCCAAUGAUUUAAGACAGUUCAAUGAAGUGGUAAAACAAAUAACAAUAUUUUAUCCUAAUGAUGUUAAUUUAAGAGAAAAUAUUUUAGAAUGUCUUGCAAAAAUUUUAAUUUUUAAUCCCGGUGCCAGAUUUUUCUUACUGCUUAAUUGUGAUGAUUUGAAAGAUGUAGUUAUUAAUAAUUUAGAUAUAAAUGGAAAAGAUAGAAUUAACUUAUUGGCAUACUUUGUACAUAAAUUAAUUAAUACUGAAACAAGAUUACCUUAUGGUUAUGAUUGUGAUAUGUAUUAUGCAAUUGAUUGUUAUGUUAAUAUUUAUAAUGUCAUUCCUGAUGAAAGGAUACUUAAAUGGGCUAAAUGUACAAAUAAGAGUGAAUUGAGGUAUUUAACACCCCAAGUGUCUAUAGAGAACUUGUUUUAUAACGAGAUAUAUUAUGUUGCUCAGAUUGAUAUUUUAAAAGAAUUAAUAGAUCAUUUAGGAAAUUUAGAAUACGUAAUGGUUAAAAUUCAACUACUUAAAGCUAAAAUGAGUGAGGAAAAUAUAGCAACGAUGGUUAUUAAGAUUAUGAAUGAAAAUGAUUAUGAAAUUGAUAAUUUAAUAGAAAUUCUCAAAGUCAUGGAUUCAUUUAAAUUUUUCCAUUUGAUAACCAAAUAUGGAAGGUUAAAACCAGAGAUCAUUUAUAAACUCUCUGAAUAUUUUUAUAACAAUUUCCACACUAUUGACAUAGUAUACAUAGAUUGUUUAUUAGUUUACUUUGAAAACAUCAACUUAAUAACCACUCCAGAUUUAAAGUUACUUUUAAAAUCAUCAUUACUUCCAUAUGUUGUUUGUAACUAUUCAAGAUUUGAAAUACUAUUUAAAAUAUUAAUUGAGAGAGGAUUAACAGAAUAUAGUUUUAAUUUACUGUUGGAUUUGAAUUCAAAUGAUAAGUUGUUGAUAAAGAAAAUUACACAUUUAAUAGAAUUACCAGCAACUACCAAAACUAACAAUCACAUACUCACUAAACUAUUAAAGAUUAAGAUGAGAUAUGAUUAUUAUGAUCCUAAGGAUUUAUUAAAGAUAAUAUUUUAUUUCCAAAACAAGAAAUUACUAAAAAAAUUUAUAAAUGAUAAUGGAGUGAUGUUAUUAAUGAUAGAUCAUUUUAAAGAAAAUGAUACAAUGAAUGAAUUUAAUAGAAUUUGUAUUAAAUCCCUUAUAAAAUUAGGUAUUCAAUUAGAUUCAUUUAAGUUUGUAAAGAACACAACAUCAAAUUACAAUAAGUGUGUUAAAGAAUCAUUAAGUACUAAAGACACAACCUUAAAUGAAGGAAUAUAUUUAAAUGAACACACUGGAAUGAUCAACAUAAAAGACAUUGAAAGUAAAACUUUUACUUUAGAGUUCAAAGUAGAAAGUUUUGAUAGUUCGGAAACUAAAAUAUGUAAAAUUAGUAAUAAAACAGACAACAUAACAAUCAGUAAUGAGGGAUGUAAAUCCUAUAAAAUAAUUUACAAAAACAACCAAUUGAAAAUAUUUUCAGACCAUAAUUUACUAGAAAAAGUAAAAUUUAAGAAUAUUAAAAAUAUUUCCAUAACAGGAAACAUCUACUUAAAGUAUUUAGUUUAUUAUGAAACGAAUAUAAAAUUAAACGUACCCAAAUCAGAAAAGGAUUUAUACGUUGAUUACAUAUAUGAGUUAAAAAAGGUACUCAGAUAUAGACAAAUCUAUGGAGUACUAAUGAACCAUCUAGGAACCUUUAAAUUUAUUAAGGAAAGUAAAAGAAAUGAAGAUAAAAUAGAAACAAAAGAUAUACUUUUUUAUAAAUAA
This is a messenger RNA of Hepatospora eriocheir, 1932 nucleotides long. The record is from the annotation of a GenBank genome assembly. Lineage: Eukaryota; Fungi; Microsporidia; Hepatosporidae.